CGAGACAGCGAGAAGGGAGAGUGAGCGAGAGAUUGCGAGGAGCAGCGGUGGAUUGUGAUUCUCUCGCAGCGAGACGGGGAGGAGCUGCUAGCGCUGGGAGCGCGGUUGGCCGGCUAAAGUCGCUGAGCUGCUCGUGAAGGAAAGGCAUUGUGCGCGUGCGGGCGGGUGGGAGACUCACGCGGGAGCUACAUUAGUGGUGCACGAGCCAGGCUCAGCUGCAGGGCAAGCGGAGUAGGGCAGCACACGACAGAGAAAGAAGACUGUGCAGGGUGAGAUUUGAUUUUUUUUUUUUUUUGGAGAAACGAUCAGGAAGGUAGUGUUUUUUGGGGACCAGCUGCAUGCGCCUUUAGAGAUGAUCUGCAGAUCACUCAAGCUGGACCGGAUUGCGUAACACUAUGGGCUGUGCUUCAGCCAAACAUGUGUCGACUGUCCAGAACGAGGAGGAAGCUCAGAAGGGGAAGAACUAUCAGAAUGGAGACGUUUUUGGGGAUGAAUACAAGAUCAAACCAGUUGAAGAGGUUAAGUACAUGAAAAAUGGUGACAAUGAAGAAAAAAUAGUAUCUCGAAAUCAAGAAAAUCUGGACAGAAUUUCUGGUUCAAAUGUAAGAGCUAAAUCAGGCAGAGAAGUGCCAGGUUUUGUGCACCCACCAAGAGCGAACAUUCAUAUUUCAGAGAGCCAACAAGAAUUCUUCAGGAUGCUGGAUGAGAAAAUAGAAAAGGGUCGCGACUACUGCUCAGAAGAAGAAGACAUUACAUAGUGCCAAACUUGCAUCAUUUCUUUUGGGAGCUAUUGCUGUGUGUACAGACUUUCAGCCAGUCCAGAUCAAUAUGGAUUUGUACUACAGUUGUGUGCUCUAACACAAUAACUCUUUCCACACUUUGUGCUACACUUCAGUUAAGUUUUCUAAGAAACUCUCAAAAGUGCAUUGCUACGGACUAUGACAGACGUGGCCUUCUGCUUCUUACCAGAGUCCCAGACACAUUUUUAUUAUCCAGUUUUCUGUGUUUGGAUACCUAGCUCAUCCUUAAAUAUCCCUGUAAGGGAAUUGCCAAUGUUACCCAGAGUGUCAUGUGAAUUACAGUAACCUAAUCCUGACUUGCAGAUGAGCACAGAGUUCCUUUGAAGAAUGUCAAGGCUGUAAAAUCCCUUUUGACUGUCUGCAAAAUUGCUGCGAUCAAAAUAUGAACACAGCUUGCUUAUUCCUCUUGGUUCUUUUAAACUUUGGAGUCAGUAUGUUUUGCAGGCUGGGGCAGUGCUGCUGUAUUGCAGAAGAAAAUGGCUUCAGUUUGUCAACUUCAGCAGAUUGCCAUGGAAAUCCUAAGGACAGAAUUGCAAAGCUAAAUUAAAAUCUUUUAUUCUGAAGACAUUCGUGGACUGGGCUUGAUGUCUUGGCUUUGCUAAGUGCAAAUGAAAGUGUUAACACAAUCAUUUUGGAUCUUUUUUUCUAUGAAAAUAAACACUAUACUGUUUUUAAUGUA
Protopterus annectens (West African lungfish) is the source of this 1479-nucleotide messenger RNA. RefSeq names its product chromosome chr10.part0 C1orf21 homolog (gene CCHR10.PART0H1orf21). The record is from RefSeq and is a predicted model, not a curated record. NCBI's taxonomy places the organism in Eukaryota, Metazoa, Chordata, Ceratodontiformes, Protopteridae. The coding region runs from base 396 to 758 and encodes 120 amino acids. The transcript is spliced from 6 exons.